Molecule: messenger RNA, 3417 nt
Organism: Bactrocera latifrons
Lineage: Eukaryota; Metazoa; Arthropoda; Insecta; Diptera; Tephritidae
Gene: iav
Exons: 11
Coding region: 1-3417 (1138 amino acids)
Biological process (GO): calcium ion import across plasma membrane
Cellular component (GO): membrane
Molecular function (GO): calcium channel activity; protein binding
Source: RefSeq, a predicted model, not a curated record
AUGAAAUUCUUUUUGAAAAAAUGUCUGCGCAAAAAGCCAGAAGAGAUGAAACCAGGCGCCAUACUGGACGCUGUCAUUUCACAAUCUUCGCCAACGGCCAACAAAUGUCUACUUUACAAGCUCGCAGAUUACAAACGUGGCGGCGACCUCAUUGAUGCACUCAACAGUGGCGGUCUGGUCGCCGUGGAGCAACUGAUACGCGAGCAAUUCGGCAUCUUCAUGUAUAAUGAUGGCAAAGGACAGGUGAUCAAUCGCGCUGAAUUUCUACGCUGGAAAUAUCGCGAUCACACUGAGGUAACCAUACCGAUUGAAGCAUCACUAUCGCGUCACGAUCCACUUGGCAAGUGGGAGGACCACAAAGCCUGCUGGCAAAUGCAGUUUCGUGGCGCACUUGGUGAGAGCCUCCUGCAUGUGCUUAUCAUAUGUGAUUCUAAGAUACACACAAAGUUGGCGCGUGUACUGAUACGCGUCUUUCCGAAUCUCGCACAAGAUGUAAUGGAGGGUGAGGAGUAUUUGGGUGCUAGUGCGUUACAUUUGGCCAUUGCCUACAGUAAUAAUGAACUCGUGGCCGAUCUCAUCGAAGCAGGCGCCGAUAUAAAUCAACGUGCAAUCGGUAGUUUCUUCUUACCGCGUGAUCAGCAGCGCCGCAAUCCAGCCAAAUCGACGGACUACGAGGGACUGGCUUAUUUAGGUGAGUAUCCACUGGCAUGGGCGGCUUGCUGCGCCAACGAAAGCGUAUAUAAUCUAUUACUGGAUUGCGGUGCUGAUCCGGAUGCGCAAGAUUCCUUCGGAAAUAUGAUACUACAUAUGGUGGUUGUGUGCGACAAGUUGGACAUGUUCGGUUAUGCGUUGCGUCAUCCUAGAACGCCAGCCAAGAACGGCAUUGCUAAUCACAGUGGCCUUACACCCUUAACACUGUCGUGCAAAUUGGGGCGCGCAGAGGUCUUCCGCGAGAUGUUGGAGCUUUCGGCACGUGAGUUCUGGCGUUACAGCAAUAUCACCUGUUCGGGCUAUCCGCUGAAUGCUUUGGAUACUUUGUUGCCAGACGGACGCACAAAUUGGAACUCCGCACUUUUUAUCAUCUUGAACGGCACCAAAGAGGAACACUUGGAUAUGUUGGAUGGCGGUAUCAUACAACGUUUGCUGGAAGAGAAAUGGAAAACAUUUGCUCAGAAUCAAUUCUUAAAACGCCUACUCAUUCUGCUUGUUCACUUGCUUUGUCUCUCGAUCUCGGUUUAUAUGCGUCCUGCGCAUGUAGCCGACGACGAUGAAGACGACGCAGCUAUAGGUGGAACCUCUUCGAAAGAUGCAAAAACGCUUGAGAUCGUAGAAGAGAUGGAAGACGAAGAGUAUGAUGUGCAAACUAUAGUGCGCUAUUGUGCAGAGUUUGGUACGAUUGUGGGUGUCCUGAGCUACGUUAUCUUCCAGCAGGGUGAUGAAAUAAAAAAUCAAGGACUACCGGCGUUUCUUAAACAAUUAACCCAUGCGCCGGCCAAGGCUAUAUUUCUUGUUUCUAACUUGAUGAUUCUAGCCUGCAUACCUUUUCGUUUGAUGGGCGAUACAGACACUGAGGAGGCCAUACUUAUUUUUGCUGUGCCAGGUAGCUGGUUUUUAUUAAUGUUCUUUGCAGGUGCUAUUCGUUUGACAGGUCCCUUUGUGACCAUGAUUUACUCUAUGAUAACCGGUGACAUGUUCACUUUUGGCAUUAUAUACUGCAUUGUCUUGUGUGGCUUUUCACAAGCUUUCUAUUUUCUCUACAAAGGACAUCCACAGAUUCAGUCGACUAUGUUCAAUACCUUCCCGAGCACAUGGAUGGCAUUGUUUCAAACAACUCUGGGUGAUUAUAAUUAUCCCGACUUGAAUAACACAACGUAUCCGAACUUAUCGAAGACAGUGUUUGUGAUCUUUAUGAUCUUUGUACCCAUACUUUUACUUAACAUGUUAAUCGCUAUGAUGGGCAAUACAUACGCACAAGUGAUUGAGCGUUCCGAGAAAGAGUGGAUGAAACAGUGGGCCAAAAUUGUGGUCACUUUGGAACGUGCUGUGCCGCAAGCUGAUGCAAAAAAUUAUCUCGAAGCCUAUUCCAUACCACUCGGACCGAUAGAUGAUUCCGGUUACGAGGUGCGCGGUGUAAUGGUUAUCAAGAGUAAAGCGAAGACCCGUGCAAAACAGCGUAAAGGCGCUGUAUCAAAUUGGAAACGUGUGGGACGCGUAACGCUGAAUGCUUUGAAAAAACGCGGUAUGACGGGUGAGCAAAUGCGGCGCCUAAUGUGGGGACGCGCAUCCAUUUCCAGUCCGAUUAAAAUUACCAAAAAGAAACUUAAGGACCCCUACAAUUUACAUCCACAAAGUGAUCUCAACAACGCUAUGGAUAUGCUGUCCUUCGCUAACGAUCCAGCCGCGAGCUCAGGUGUGCAACUACGGACUUCACUUACAGAUACUGGUGCCGAUGGUAAGACUACACAACAACAACAGCAAAAUCAACAGCCUGCACCCGAUCCCCUACGCGAUUUGAUCUUCCUUGCCGAUCGGCGUCCGGAAGUGCAUGAUCCACAGUACUUUGUCGGUCUACAACAGUUGGCUAAUCAAGCUUUGGAUUUGGUAGAGCAGACAAUGGGCAUGCAUACGAUACCGACCCCAGCCACGAAUGCCACUGUUGCCCCAACUGCUUUGAUAGCAACAACAGCUGCUACAAAUAGUGCCGCUGCAGCAGCAGUAGCUGCGCCUACCGAUGAUUUGGUUACACCGCUCAGUGCGAACUUGACUACACUUUUCCAGGAUCCGAAGGAUGUUGUUGAUCCACAAAAGUUAGAGGAAUUCUUGAAAAUGCUUGCCGACAUCGAGACGGAGGAGAGUGAUGGUGGUGGUAGACCAAUUUUGGGUAAGCUAUCGCUUUCGCGUCGAACAAAGAGUGCCCUGUCGAAGGCCCAAAUUAAAAAGGAAUCGAUUGGCGGCAGUCCACUCAAGCUGAUUCCCUCAGUGUGGUCGCAUAAUUUACCACAACCGGAAGAAGAACCGGAAUUCAAUUUCGAAGCCGCACUGGCCGAAGAGCAUACACUCACCAUCGAACAGGAGGGCGAGGUGGAAACGGAAACCGGCAAUGAGCGUGACGACAGCGAAGACUGCCCAACCAUCGAGGAGGUGCAUGCGACAAUGAAGCAAUUUCACCUACGUAAGCGGCAAUACCAGCAGGACGACGCAGCGCGACGGGCAAAAAGCGCACGCAUCAAGCGCAAAAAUAGAAUUUCGCCCGAGCAGUCCCAUGACGCGGACGACGGCAAAUCAACACACCCGCGAGGUGCCUCAGCGCCAGGCCGUAAGCAAACGGUGAACGAACGCUUAUCACCGCCGGAUCCGCUAGAGCCGUGGAGUACGCGCGAAUUGCAAAAUAUCAACAAAAUAUUAGCGCGAAAGUGA